AUGUGGGGAGGAGACAGGCCUGCCCAUAUCCCAGCUGACCUGGUGGACAAACUGUAGUGACUGGCCUUGGUUGAUUUCCGCACCAAAGAGGGACUGGCCUGUUUGGAGAAAGAAAUCCGAUUUGUAGAUCAGCUUCAUGUUGUUGACACGUCAGGGGAUGAACCAAUGGAUUCAGUUCUGGAGGACAGGUCAUUAAACCUGAGGGACGAUGCGGUGAUGGAAGGAGACUGUGCUGAAGAACUGCUUCAGCUCUCCAAAAACACAGAUGAAGAAUAUUUUGUGGCACCACCAGGAAAUAUUCCUCUACCAAAGAGAGAGGAGAGGGCCACCAUGCUGAAACACUCAGAGUUAUGAUAUUUAUUAUACAUUUUUUUUGUGUAAA
Molecule: messenger RNA, 382 nt
Organism: Sebastes umbrosus (honeycomb rockfish)
Lineage: Eukaryota; Metazoa; Chordata; Actinopteri; Perciformes; Sebastidae
Product: glutamyl-tRNA(Gln) amidotransferase subunit C, mitochondrial-like
Exons: 4
Biological process (GO): glutaminyl-tRNAGln biosynthesis via transamidation; regulation of translational fidelity; mitochondrial translation
Cellular component (GO): glutamyl-tRNA(Gln) amidotransferase complex; mitochondrion
Molecular function (GO): glutaminyl-tRNA synthase (glutamine-hydrolyzing) activity
Source: RefSeq, a predicted model, not a curated record